AUGCAUUCGGACAGGAAACCCGCUGAUGGUAUUGCAUCCGCAGCAUUGCAAGCUAGCGGUAGCGGAACAGGUGAACCAUUGACUGCUGCGAAAUGUUCAGUGCCAUACGAGAACCGUUCAUCUAUAAAGCACAUAAUCCUUGCAACAGCAGAGGUUAAGGUUUAUGAUUCUAACGGCGAGGCUCACAAGUGUCGUGUACUCCUCGAUUCUGGUGCAAUGGCAAACUUUGUGUCGGAAAGAAUGGUUGAUUUACUCGGUUUGCGUCGCCAGAAAGCAAACAUUCCUGUCGUUGGCAUGAAAACCACAGUACGAUUUAAUGUGAAUGCUAAGGUGGUAUCUAGAACGACGCAUUACGAGUUUUGUUUGGACUAUUUGGUUGUUCCCAAAGUGACUGGAUCGUUGCCAGUUACGUACAUUGACUGCAAGGAUUGGCCGAUACCACGAGGGUUAAUGUUGGCAGAUCCGAAGUUCCACGAACCUUCUCGAAUUGAUAUGCUAAUCGGCGCAGAAAUAUUCUUCGAACUGAUUCAGGAAGGUAAGAUUACUUUGUCAACUGAUUUACCAAUGUUUCAAGAUAGUUUGCUGGGAUGGCUAGUGUCUGGCUCAGUGACUAGUUCUACAGCGACGAACACGGUGAAAAUGUAUCAGGCUAUCUCACAACAGACGAACGACGAGCAACUUAACGAGUUGCUUAAACGAUUUUGGAUAAUAGACGAACAGCAGAGCGCCCCUAUUUCAAGACUAGAUGACGAAUGCGAGCAAAACUUUAUGCAAAAUUAUCGUCGACUUGAUGAUGGGAGAUAUGUUGUUAAAUUACCAUUUCGUGAUAAUGUCAAUGAUCUUAACGAGUCCCGAAAACAGGCUGAACGGCGCUUCGCACAUUUGGAGAGAAAAUUGGAUAAGUGCCCUGAAACAAAGAGGAUGUACGUCGAUUUCAUUAACGAUCUGGCGCUCGGACACUGA
Topomyia yanbarensis is the source of this 963-nucleotide messenger RNA. RefSeq lists its product as uncharacterized. The record is from RefSeq and is a predicted model, not a curated record. NCBI's taxonomy places the organism in Eukaryota, Metazoa, Arthropoda, Insecta, Diptera, Culicidae. The transcript has a single exon. Bases 1 to 963 code for a protein of 320 amino acids.